Salvia hispanica is the source of this 719-nucleotide messenger RNA. Its product is annotated as ferredoxin thioredoxin reductase catalytic beta chain family protein. NCBI's taxonomy places the organism in Eukaryota, Viridiplantae, Streptophyta, Magnoliopsida, Lamiales, Lamiaceae. Gene Ontology annotation, molecular function: oxidoreductase activity, acting on iron-sulfur proteins as donors. The record is from RefSeq and is a predicted model, not a curated record.
UUUUAGAUAGAAAGGAAAAUAAUAUCAUCUGCUGUAUACAAGUGGUUGUUAGAGAGCUGCACAAAAUCAGAUCCAAAUUGUCAGCCAUGAGAGCUCUUCAAGCUUCGACUUCCUACAGCGCCGGCCUAGGCAUUUCCUCCGUCGCUGCUCCGCCGUCGCGUCCGCGUCGCCGCCUUGGCGCACUCGCUAAAGUUGAGCCGACGGAGAAAUCGAUCGAAAUAAUGAGGAAAUUCUCGGAGCAGUAUGCGAGGAAGUCCGAUACAUAUUUCUGUGUCGAUAAAGGGGUCACCUCUGUUGUCAUCAAGGGACUGGCAGAACACAGGGAUACAUUGGGUGCGCCUCUGUGCCCUUGCAGGCACUAUGAUGAUAAGGCUGCUGAGGCACAACAGGGCUUUUGGAACUGUCCUUGCGUUCCUAUGAGAGAAAGGAAGGAAUGCCACUGCAUGCUUUUUCUCACCCCUGAUAAUGAUUUUGCUGGUCAGGAGCAGGCCAUCACAAUGGAAGAGAUCCGAGAAACAACAGCAAACAUGUAACACUAUCUUCCUGUAUUCAAACUCGCCUGUCUUCAGUAGGUACAAAUCAAUGUAUGUAAAUCUGUAUCAUAAUUACAAAUAUGGUAUACGUUUUUACUCCCAAUGACCAUAUGACACAUGAUGUGAAAAUUUCCGUGUUCGAUUUGCUCGAUCACCGAGUUGGCUGGAAACAUCAGAAUUCUUGUA